AUGGGAAGGUACGAUAGAGAGGGCGCCAACCUCUUUGCCCAGUGCCCAGAUCUUAAAUCCAAAUUCAUGUGGCAGGCAAGCCACAUAGGCAAGUCUUCCAACCGGUACCCGGCAAAGCCUGGAAGAAGCCUCGGGCCCCCUACCCUCAUGCCUGUGUUCGCCCUCACUCUCCAGGUCCUUGCAGUGGCCACGGACACUACAUCUGGGGCAGUACCUUCACUAGGGGUCAUGUUCAUCGUUCCGUUGACUAUCAUCAUACUGUCAGUGGCGCUGGCUGUGGGGCUUCCUGGUAACAGCUUUGUGGUGUGGAGCAUCCUGAUAAAGAUGCGGAAGCGCUCUGUCACAGCCUUGCUGGUGCUGAACCUGGCCCUGGCGGACUUGGCUGUAUUGCUCACUGCCCCCUUUUUCCUGUACUCUGUGGCCCGCAGCACCUGGGUGUUUGGACUGGUUGGCUGCCGCCUGUUUCACUAUACCUGCGGAGUCAGCAUGUACGCCAGCGUCCUGCUGAUCACGGCCAUGAGUCUGGACCGCUCGCUGGCGGUGGCCCUCCCCUUUGUGUCCCAGAAGUUUCGUACCAAGGCCGUUGCCUGGUGGGUGCUAGCAAGCAUCUGGGUGAUGUCCCUUCUGCUGGCCACACCCGUCAUCAUGUACCGCACACUGCACAACCAGACCCUGUGCUUGCCGAAGUACUCCACCGAACGAGCCAAGGCAUUCCAUCUGCUCUUCGAGGCCUUCACCGGCUUCCUGCUGCCCUUCCUGGUGGUGGUGGUCAGCUAUUCGUACAUCAGGCGCAGGCUGCAGGCCCGGCGCUUCCGCCGCAGCCGCCGCACCGGCCGCCUGGUGGCGCUCAUCAUCCUGGCCUUCGCCGCCUUCUGGCUGCCCUAUCACGUGGUGAACCUGGCCGAGGCCGGCUGGGCGCUGGCGGGCAGGGGGCCAGAGCCGAGGGGACACCCGCUGCUCCUGGCGCGCUACGUGUUCAUCGCGCUGGCAUUCCUGAGCAGCAGCGUGAACCCCGUGCUGUACGCGUGCGCCGGCGGCGGCCUGCUGCGCUCGGUCGGCGUGGGCUUCGUCGCCAAGCUGUUGGAGGGCACCGGCUCCGAGGUGUCCAGCGCCCGCCGCGGGGGCACCCUGGGCCAGACGGUGAGGGGCGCCUCCGCCCCUUCCGAGGCCCGCCCCUCCGAGAGCCUCGCGGACUCCAUCGACGCUCUCCAGUGA
Messenger RNA from Odobenus rosmarus divergens (Pacific walrus), 1215 nucleotides. It is a transcript of the gene LTB4R, whose product is annotated as leukotriene B4 receptor. Gene Ontology annotation, biological process: phospholipase C-activating G protein-coupled receptor signaling pathway; complement receptor mediated signaling pathway; positive regulation of cytosolic calcium ion concentration. NCBI's taxonomy places the organism in Eukaryota, Metazoa, Chordata, Mammalia, Carnivora, Odobenidae. Gene Ontology annotation, molecular function: leukotriene receptor activity; complement receptor activity. Gene Ontology annotation, cellular component: plasma membrane. The record is from RefSeq and is a predicted model, not a curated record.